UCCUGCACCCCCCGGUCGCUUCUCUUAUUGCUGCUUUACUCCUUCAUUGUCGCCACACGCGGGCGCGUUGCAGCUCAUUCUUACUCACACUGCCUCCCACCGACACCACUGCAGUUUAAAGAGGCGGCGAGGCAGCGAGAGUGAAGGCGGAGCGGGAAGGAGCGACGGCCGGGGCCAUGGCGACAAAGAAGAACGCGAUGAUCUCCUCCGUGUUGUUGCUGCUGGUGUUGCUUUGCGGACCGUGGGCGGGCUGCAGGGCGCACAACAUCACCGCCAUCCUUGAGCGCUACCCGGAGUAUACGCUGUACAACAGCUACUUGACCCGGACCAAGGUGUGCGAUGAGAUCAACGCCCACGAGACCGUCACCUGCCUCGUCCUCGACGACGGCGCCAUGUCCACCCUCGCCGCCAAGCGCCCCCUCGCCGCCAUCAAGAACGCCCUCCGCCUCCUCGCCCUGCUCGACUACUUCGACCCCCCUAAGCUCCACGCCCUCUCCAGCGGCACGACCCUCACCACCACCCUGCUCCAGACCACUGGCAACGAGGCCGGCAACCUCGGGUUCGUCAACAUCACCAACCUCCGCGGCGGCCGUGUCGGCUUUGCCUCCACCGCCCCCGGCUCCAAGUUCGACUCCACCUACACUAAGUCCAUCGAGCAGAUCCCUUACAACCUCUCCGUCCUCGCCGUCUCCGCCCCCAUCGUCUUCCCGGGCCUCCUCGACACCCCCACCGCCGCCUCCUCCAACCUCACCGCCCUUCUCGAGAAGGCCGGGUGCAAAACCUUCGCCCGGCUGCUGACCACCUCCGGCGUGCUCAAGGUCUUCCAGGACGCCAUGGCCAAGGGCCUCACGCUUUUCGCCCCCAAUGACGAAGCGUUCAAGGCGACAGAUGCGCCGGAUCUGAACUCCCUCUCCAGCGCCGAGCUCGUGACGCUCCUCCAGUACCACGCGCUGCCUUCCUACACUCCCAAGGCGUCGCUCAAGUCCGUCGGCGGCCGGCUCCCCACCAUGGCAUCCAGCGCCGCCGGCAAGUACGACCUCUCCGUCGUCUCCCGCGGCGACGACGUGUCGCUCGACACCGGUGUAGACACCUCCCGCGUCGCCAGCACGGUGCUCGACGACACCCCCGUGUGCAUCCUCACCGUCGACAACCUCCUCCUCCCCAUCGAGCUCUUCGGAGCGGCGCCAUCUCCGGCUCCCACACCAUCUCCAUCGACAUCCCCCGUCGAGGCCCCGGCCCCCACCCCCGUGGCCAAAGCACCGUCGCCGAAGUCCCACAAGAAGCAUCAUUCACCCCCGGCCCCGCCGAUGGCGUCCCCGGAAUCAGCUCCCUCGGACGCUCCGGCGGCCGCAGCGGACAAGGCGGACGUAAAAUCGGCGGUCGGGGUGGCGACGCCGAUCGGAACCCUGGCGACCGUCGCAGUGGUCUUGACAACCUUGGCGAUGGCUUCUCUGCCGUGAGACAAAUCAGCAGCGUGCGAGAGAUACCGAGUGUGGGAAUCGUUUGCCUUCUCUGCUUUGGUCCUACGUUUUGCUCCUCCUCGUCUCCUUUUAGAUAAUUUUAUUUGUUAGUCUGGGAUGGUUAUGGCGGUGGUGCUGUUGAUCUGUUGUGAUUUGGACCUUGUUCUGAGACUACGUGGAUUUGUUCUUCUUUUUGUA
Molecule: messenger RNA, 1658 nt
Organism: Musa acuminata AAA Group (dessert banana)
Lineage: Eukaryota; Viridiplantae; Streptophyta; Magnoliopsida; Zingiberales; Musaceae
Product: fasciclin-like arabinogalactan protein 8
Exons: 1
Coding region: 177-1460 (427 amino acids)
Cellular component (GO): plasma membrane
Source: RefSeq, a predicted model, not a curated record